AUGUGGGCAGCUGAAUUUAAACGUGGUCGCACGUCGCUCGAAGAUGACUCACGUGAAGGACGGCCAAAAACUGCAACCACACUGGAAACUAUCGAAAAAGUGCACUAUAUCGUGUUGGACGAUAGGCGAGUAAAGGUGUGUGAGAUAGCUGAGGCCGUGGGCAUAUCGGAAGAAAUGAUGCGAAAUAUCUUGCAAGAAGAAUUAGGUAUGCGAAAACUCUGCGCAAGAUGGGUGCCGUAUUUGCUGAAUGCGGAUCAAAAGCAAAUGCGCAAACGACAUUCGCAGGAGUGUUUGGAUUGA
Molecule: messenger RNA, 300 nt
Organism: Dinoponera quadriceps
Lineage: Eukaryota; Metazoa; Arthropoda; Insecta; Hymenoptera; Formicidae
Exons: 1
Coding region: 1-300 (99 amino acids)
Source: RefSeq, a predicted model, not a curated record